Oreochromis niloticus (Nile tilapia) is the source of this 1250-nucleotide messenger RNA. RefSeq names its product NACHT, LRR and PYD domains-containing protein 3-like. The coding region runs from base 78 to 1250 and encodes 390 amino acids. The transcript is spliced from 5 exons. Lineage: Eukaryota; Metazoa; Chordata; Actinopteri; Cichliformes; Cichlidae. Gene Ontology annotation, molecular function: protein binding. The record is from RefSeq and is a predicted model, not a curated record.
UUCAGGAGUUUCUGGCUGCUCUUCAUGUCCAUCUGACCUUCAUCAACUCUGGAAUUAAUCUUCUGCAUGAAGAACAAAUGCCACCCAAGUGGUCCAAAUUUUUUAAAAAGAAAAAGAGUUUAAAGUCUCUCCAUCAGAGUGCUGUGGACAAAGCUUUACAGAGUCCAAAUGGACACCUGGACUUGUUCCUCCGCUUCCUCCUGGGUCUUUCAAUGCAGCCCAAUCAGACUCUCCUACGAAAUUUUUUGCCAGACACACUAAGUAGCUCACAGACUAUUCAGGAAACAGUCCAGUACAUUAAGAAGAAGCUCAGUACGAAUUUGUCUGCAGAGAAAAGCAUAAAUCUGUUCCACUGUCUGAAUGAACUGAAUGAUCGUUCUCUAGUAGAGGAGAUCCAACAGUCACUGACUUCAGGAGGUGUCUCCAUAGAUAAACUGGCUCCUGCUCAGUGGUCAGCUCUGGUCUUCAUCUUACUCUCAUCAGAAAAAGAUCUGAAUGUGUUUGACCUGAAGAAAUACUCUGCUUCAGAGGAGGCCCUUCUGAGGCUGCUGCCAGUGGUCAAAGCCUCCAACAAAGCUCUACUGAGUCACUGUAACCUCUCAGUGAGAAGCUGUGGUGCCCUGUCCUCAGUUCUCAACUCCAAGUCCUGUAGUCUGAGAGAGCUGGACCUGAGUAACAAUGAUCUACAUGAUUUAGGAGUGAAACUUCUGUCUGCUGCUCUACAGAGUCCACACUGUACACUGGAAACUCUCAGACUGACUCACUGUAACCUCUCAGAGAGAAGCUGCGGUGCCCUGUCCUCAGUUCUCAACUGCCAGUCCUGUAGUCUGCGAGAGCUGGACCUGAGUAACAAUGAUCUACAGGAUUUAGGAGUCAAGCUUCUGUCUGCUGCACUACAGAGUCAACAUUGUACACUGGAAACUCUCAGUCUGUCAGGCUGUCUGAUCACAGAGGAAGGCUGUACGUCACUGGCCUCAGCUCUGAGCUCCAACCCCUUCCAACUUAGAAAACUGGACCUGAGCUACAAUCAUUCAGUGCCUGAUCUGGCCAGCUUGCCUCCUCCAAUACCAGCCGCCUCAGUGGGCUGGCCAGUGGGGCUGUGGGAGGAAUCCAGAGUAAACCUGUGCAACCUCCAAAUAGAAAGGACCUGGCCAGGUGAUGGAAUCGAUCUCAGCACCUUCUUGCUUGGUGUGGUGAUUAGCAACAGUGCUAAUCACCACACCAAGUGCUGCCAUAACUGGAAUGUAUAA